Molecule: messenger RNA, 5188 nt
Organism: Sceloporus undulatus (fence lizard)
Lineage: Eukaryota; Metazoa; Chordata; Lepidosauria; Squamata; Phrynosomatidae
Gene: NLGN3
Product: neuroligin 3
Exons: 8
Coding region: 503-3082 (859 amino acids)
Biological process (GO): postsynaptic membrane assembly; modulation of chemical synaptic transmission; neuron cell-cell adhesion
Cellular component (GO): cell surface; postsynaptic specialization membrane; synapse
Molecular function (GO): neurexin family protein binding; signaling receptor activity
Source: RefSeq, a predicted model, not a curated record
GUGGGCGCGCUCCCGCAGUCUGGCCGGGGCGGGGAUCUCUCCUCCUCCUUUUUCUCCUUCUUUCUUUUUUCUCCUUCUUCUCUUCCUUUUCGGCAGAGGCGGAGGAGGCUGCAGCCUUUUUCGACGACCCCCAUUUUUCCUGGAUCCCUCCCCGCCUAAAAAACAUUAAAAAAUAAUAAUCUUUCCUCUGGAAAGACUGGAGGAAGAGGAAGAGGAAGAGGAGGAAGAAGAAGAAGAGGAAGGCAUGGCGAGGAAGGGGGCUCCGGUGGCGACCAUCCCGCAUCAGCUCCGGAGCCACCCAUCUCUGGAAAGCUGUGCCAGCUAGAAGGGCAAUAUCAUUGGCAGCCGGCGGGGGGCUCUAGAGAAGGAACUGGCCAUUGCCCUUGACCCCCUUUGGCUCGUCUCCUCACCUGCCGGAUAGUGUCCUUGCUCCGCCAUGGGGGUCCUGUGAGCCCCAAGAGUCUGCUUGAGGCCUGGCUCCUGGCACUACCCUCCCCAGACCAUGUGGCGGUCACUUCUCUGGUGCCCACCGCUCCUCUCCCCCUUCUCGCAAGUGACCGAGGCGGCUGCUGCUGGCUGGGAGGCUGGCCUGGCGCUCUGGAUCCUCAGUUUCGCUUCGGCCGUGGUGCAGAUGGAGAGCCAGGCCUAUUCGCCCACGGUGAACACGCACUACGGGAAGCUGCGGGGGCUGCGGGUGCCCUUGCCCAGCGAGAUCCUGGGGCCCGUGGACCAGUACUUGGGGGUCCCCUAUGCAGCACCCCCCAUCGGGGAGAAGCGCUUCAUGCCCCCCGACCCACCGCCCUCCUGGUCGGGGAUCCGAAAUGCCACCCACUUCUCCCCAGUGUGCCCCCAGAACAUCCACACUGCCGUGCCGGAGAUCAUGCUGCCCAUCUGGUUCACCUCCAACCUGGACAUUGUGGCCACCUACAUCCAGGACCCCAACGAGGAUUGCCUGUACCUCAACAUCUACAUCCCCACCGAGGAUGUAAAACGGAUUUCCAAGGAAUGCGCCCGAAAACCCAACAAGAAAAUAUGUAGGAAAGGAGGCUCCAGCGCUAAGAAACAGGGCGAGGACUUAGCAGAUAAUGACGGGGAUGAAGACGAAGACAUCCGAGACAGCGGGGCCAAGCCUGUGAUGGUCUACAUCCACGGGGGUUCGUACAUGGAGGGCACGGGGAACAUGAUCGACGGCAGUGUGUUGGCCAGCUACGGCAACGUCAUCGUCAUCACCCUCAACUACCGCGUGGGAGUGCUGGGGUUCCUGAGCACUGGGGACCAGGCCGCCAAGGGCAACUAUGGGCUCCUGGACCAGAUCCAGGCGUUGCGUUGGAUCAGCGAAAACAUUGCCUUCUUUGGCGGCGAUCCGUUGCGCAUCACCGUCUUUGGUUCGGGCAUCGGCGCUUCUUGCGUCAGCUUGCUCACACUCUCCCAUCACUCUGAAGGUCUCUUCCAGAGAGCCAUCAUCCAGAGUGGCUCUGCGUUGUCCAGCUGGGCUGUCAACUAUCAACCAGUCAAGUACACCAGCCUGCUGGCCGACAAAGUGGGCUGCAACGUGCUGGACACGGUAGACAUGGUAGACUGCCUGCGGCAGAAGACGGCCAAGGAGCUGGUGGAGCAGGACAUCCAGCCGGCCCGCUACCAUGUGGCCUUUGGGCCCGUCAUUGACGGAGAUGUCAUCCCUGACGACCCAGAGAUCCUGAUGGAGCAGGGGGAGUUCCUCAACUACGACAUCAUGUUGGGCGUCAACCAGGGUGAAGGUCUCAAGUUCGUGGAGGGGGUGGUGGACCCAGAGGAUGGGGUUUCAGGCAGCGACUUUGACUAUUCUGUCUCCAACUUUGUGGACAAUCUGUAUGGCUACCCGGAGGGGAAAGACACGCUGCGUGAGACCAUCAAGUUCAUGUACACAGACUGGGCCGACCGGGACAACCCGGAGACACGCCGCAAGACCCUGGUGGCCCUUUUCACUGACCACCAGUGGGUUGAGCCCUCGGUGGUGACCGCCGACCUCCAUGCCCGCUACGGCUCCCCCACCUACUUCUACGCAUUCUACCAUCACUGCCAGAGCCUGAUGAAGCCACCCUGGUCAGAUGCGGCCCACGGGGACGAGGUGCCUUACGUCUUUGGGAUCCCCAUGAUCGGCCCCACCGACCUCUUCCCCUGCAACUUCUCCAAGAACGACGUCAUGCUGAGCGCCGUGGUCAUGACCUACUGGACCAACUUCGCCAAGACAGGGGAUCCAAACAAGCCGGUGCCCCAAGACACCAAGUUCAUCCACACCAAGGCCAACCGCUUUGAGGAGGUGGCCUGGUCCAAGUACAACCCCCGGGACCAGCUCUACCUGCACAUCGGCCUGAAGCCCCGGGUGCGGGACCACUACCGGGCCACCAAGGUGGCCUUCUGGAAGCACCUCGUGCCCCACCUGUACAACCUCCAUGACAUGUUCCACUACACAUCCACCACCACCAAGGUGCCGCCGCUGGACUCCACCCAGAACUCGCACAUCACCCGCCGGCCCAACGGCAAGGCCUGGAGCACCAAGCGGCCGGCCAUAUCUACCGCCUACACCGGCGAGGGCUCCCAGGAGAAGUGGAACCCGGAGCAGGAGGGGGCUGGCACGCUUCUGGUGGAGAACCCCCGGGACUACUCCACCGAGCUGAGUGUCACCAUCGCGGUGGGUGCCUCCCUCCUCUUCCUCAACGUCCUGGCCUUCGCCGCCCUCUACUACCGCAAGGACAAGCGGCGCCAGGACACCCACCGCCAGCCCAGCCCCCAACGCGCCACGGCCACCAACGACAUUGGUCAUGCUCCGGAGGAGGAGCGGCCCUCCCUGCAGGCCAACCAGACCCACCAUGGUGACUGCGAGGCAGUGGCCCCCCACGACGCCCUCCGCCUCACCGCCUUGCCCGACUACACCCUCACACUGCGCCGCUCGCCGGAUGACAUCCCCCUGAUGACGCCCAACACCAUCACCAUGAUCCCCAACUCCCUGGUGGGGCUCCAGACCUUGCACCCCUACAACACCUUCGCUGCCAGCUUCAGCAGUACGGGGCUGCCCCAUUCACACUCCACCACCCGGGUAUAGCCGCCCGAGCGCCCUGGCACUAGCCCCACGCAUACCCCCCACCCUCACCGGAGCUGGCGCAGCGGGGGUCGGACGUGCGACAAGCUCCCCCACCUCCUUCCCGGGCCUCUUGCUUCCUCUCGGGGGAUUUCAUUUGUAUCAAGUGCUUUGACUCUCCCGGCGCUGGAAGGCGGGCAGUGGAAGCUCCCUCAGCAGCUGUGUGGAGCGUAGCCCCCAGCAGAGGAACCCUCUCCCCCACAUCUGAAAAGCUCAAGCCGCUCCGAGUGCCAUUUUGAACUUUGGUUCCUUCUGAGUCUUGUUGGAUAAUGCGCAGAAGGAGAGGGGCUGAUCCGACAGGUCUCCCCUCUUGUCUCCAGGAGCCACACGGCCCUAUCUGGUGAAAGGGGACCCCAACACGUUCCCCAAAUGCCAGUCAUUCCCUCCUUACCACUAAAGACGUAUCAAUCAAAGUGCCAUGGGGGAGGGAAAAGGCUCUCUGUGGGCUGCGCUGUCUCAUCGAGGCCCUUGCUGGAAGUGACUGGUGGCACCAUCAUGUCCACUCAGCCUCCCAUCCGAGGGGAACAGGUACAGUAUGAUCCUGGGUACCCAGAAAACCCCAGUGCCAGGCCCCGCAUAUCCCUUGGGCUCAGUGUGGGCCCAACGGAUGCUCUCUUGGUGCCCCCCCACUCCUCCCCACCUCACGCUCUCCAUGUUGCGAAGAAGAAGAAAGAAGAAGAAACCGUUUUUCUGUCUGUCUCCUUUUUUGUUCCUUUCCAAAAGACGUUUUUUUAAAAAGCAGAUCUUUAGUUCUUUAAACACUAACGGAAAGACGCCGUGUUUUGUCCUUUGUAAAAAAUUUUAAACUAAGUGUUCUUGAUAAAAAGCCAGUUAGAGACACGUAUACACAGACACGCUCCACACACCCCACAUAUACACAUACGUGCGCUUCAGCCACAUCUGCGCCAUGGGCCCCUCCACUACCCAUUGACCUGUGUGCCAAACUGAGAAACCAGCAGACAUCCUCCAAGGUGGGUGGCAGUGGCAGCAAACAUGGCAGCCGCAAAAGAGCAGCCUGCAAGACCCUUUUGUAUUUUUUAUACGCCCUUCUGCUGCCACUCCUGUCUGUCAACCAACCUGCCACUCAACCGGCGCUCCACAGAGAUGUGGAAAUGCCCUGGCAUCCUCCCCAUCUUGCUGCCAUCCUCGUUGCUCCAACCAGUCCGCCCUACUUCCUCUGACAUCUACUGUGCCAAGUCUGUUGUAGGUUGACCCCUCUUUCAGGUUGGCCAAUGAGACUCCCCUUCCUCAUUCCUUACCCCCAAUGCCCGACCCCCUGCCAGCCCCAAUCCCAUCUCCUUGCGCCUAAUGGUGCAACAGCAUCUUGGCUAGGCAAUGCCGGUGGUGGGCAAGCAGAGCCAAGGGCAGAGGGGAUCAAUGGAAGAAGGGUGGGGUAGCAAUGGGACUUGGAGCAGUCUGAAACAGGAAAGGGGAGGUGUUAUGCUCACGCACAAAACGGAUAGCAAAUCCACUGCAAAAUACAGAUUUUUUCAGGAUGGGUGUUGGAAAAGGUGUGGGUUGCAAGAUGGCUGCUGGUUGGAGGGGGGGGUGAUGGGACCAGGGGGCUUGGGGAUGGCAGCUCAGGGCUGGCAUUUGGGGAAAGAUCAGACUUGGGGAUGGAGGUGAUGGGAAGUGGAGGGGGCCAGGUGUCAUAGCCCUGCCUGGGCCAGAAACGGUGGCAGCGGUGGCAAUGGCAGGGCUGCAAAGGGCAGUGGACACGAGGGUCCUGUACACAAGGUCAUCUUGGAAGGGGAAGGCUGGGGGGCUAGGACUGAGAUCCUUUGGGGAGGGAGCAAGGGAGGGAAGGAAGGGGUGAGAAGCCAAAGUGUUGCGAUCCGACUUGCCAAGCAGCUUGAGUGUUGAGAGAGAGCUGGACGGGUGCUGCCCCCUGACAUCCCUGGCUGGGUGACCCCAAGACCCUGCCCAGGAUGGUGGUCUCAGUUUGCAGCAGACAGGAUGCGGGCAAAGCAGGAAGAGCGAGCGGUUCUGGCUGAGAAUGUAUUUAAGCAGUCCUGUCACUCACCUGAGCAGUGGAAAGAAUUCCAAAAUAAACUGGAAGGGGUAUUUUUA